ACUCAACGAACCCUUCGCCAUCUGCCAGAGCCCAGACAUCGCCACGCUCCUCACGCCCGCUUUUGCCUUUGAGACUCAAGUAUUUAGCCACCAUACCGCUCCCAUUUCUUGCCGGGUCUCACUCUCUGAUCGGCUGCUCAGAUCUAUCCCCUCAUCCAUCGGCUAGCCACCUACCCACGCCACAAUGUCUUCCCCGCGCGUGCCCGGAGGUGUCGUCUCCGUCUACAAGAAAUACACCGUCAACCCGGUCGGCAUCUGGGAGAAGAUCCGCCGCGCCUUUGCCGUCGACCCCAACCGCUCCUCCGGUGUUCCUCUCAACCCCACCUACCGUAACCCUGCCCCCGGAUCGGUCUCUGCAACUGCCUACACCGACCCCGUCACCAUGCCCGCCGCCGACAUCGCUGAGAAUCCUUACUGGAAGCGCGAUGUUCGCCGCAACUACCCCCGCCCCGCUGUGUUCAGGCAGAACGACAUUGCCGGUCUUUUGACCCUCGGAUCGGCGGCGGCUCCAAGGAUCGCGAAGGGUGAAGAGGGCGCGAAGCAGUUGGUUGCUAUCAAGAGCGAGAACGGCGCCCUUUCAAGGGUGCUGGAGCAGGUCAACGCGAAGGAGAUUCUCCAGGAGAACGGAUUGCCACCAUUGCCUGGGAAGCGGGUGAUCUUUAAGUCGGAUAUCCCGCAGGGCUACCCUUCUGAGUACCCCUGCAGGAGUUUCGCUUGAGUUAGGCAUUGAAGGUGGAGGUGGAGGUGGGGUCUUCGGUUUGUAGAUACCGUGUCAAUAGAGUUUCUGCGCAAAUACUGCAAAUACUCGGAAGGGGGAUGUUGCUGAGAGAAGGGAUGGCCCGCGGUCUUUGGUUCAAGGGCCGCAAUAUUGGUUCGAUUGAACGGACGGUCUUGUGCUGUGUCACUUUGUUCACACUUCUUCCACGCAGAUCACAAGCUACACAGUGAAAACCUCGCGAUUGCCAGUCAGUUCAUUGCUCCCAGUGCCCUGGCCACUGGCCUGUAACCUCAGGAUGGUCUUGGCGCGGCUAACUAGCUGACUUUAAGUUUGAACCCCAUAGAGAGUACUCGAAGACGGGUUUAAGUCGAAUGCCCAGACACGAUAGAAGAGGAGGUUAGGGAUAAUUGCUUUGUCUUUCAUUGUUUCUUUUUUUGAU
This is a messenger RNA of Tricharina praecox, 1157 nucleotides long. RefSeq lists its product as uncharacterized. Lineage: Eukaryota; Fungi; Ascomycota; Pezizomycetes; Pezizales; Pyronemataceae. The transcript has 2 exons. The record is from RefSeq and is a predicted model, not a curated record. Bases 185 to 718 code for a protein of 177 amino acids.